UUAGGGUUCUCGGGUUUUGCGGGAGGUGCUACUGCGGAAUCUCUGGUGGGUUCGCGGGAGCUGGCGAUUCUCGUCCCCAAAGCCCACCUCUGUUCACCCUGGACUAACAGCUGCUUCCCCGUCUCGCUGAGCUUCUGACGGGAGGAGAAGAAAGAGAGGGGAGUUGCGGGGGGAAGGGAAGACCAGAAAGUCAAAUCUGGGAAAAGGGGGGCGGAGCACGUGGUACAAAUUCCCGCGUGGGACGAGCGGGGGUGAACACGUGGAAGGGGAGCCCAGGUUGGGAGUGGUGAAGCAGAAAUGAAGAAGAGAGGCUCAUACAGCAAGGACAGAUAUGGAAGAAGUGGUCAUUGGCAGAGCAAUGCCUGUCGCUGGAACAGAAGGCGUAGUUCUAAUGAAAGAUACAGAGCAGAGAUAUCUCACAGUCCUCAAAGUUCUGACAGCAAUACUAGAACCUUUUCAUCAGCUUCUAGCUCAAAUGAGAGCUCUUCAGUGCCAGAACUCCCAGGAUUUUACUUUGAUCCUGAAAAGAACCGUUACUUCCGAUUGCUUCCUGGGCAUAACAACUGCAACCCCCUCACCAGGGAGAUUAUUCAGCACAAGGAGAUGGAGAGCAAAAGAUUGAAGCUUUUAGAGGAAGAGGAUAUGCUAAAAAAGAAAACUACUCGAAUUGGAUUGAAUCCAUUACCCUUGUUAUACAAGAGGCAGUUGGGUUUGCUCUACUCUACCAAUUAUUGCCGACUAGUCCAUGAGUUACGUGUAAACUGCAUGCAGAGAAAGAAGGUGAAAAUUCAGAGCCCUGAUUCCUCUGUUGUUGGAACAGAUCACUUUAAACUGAUAGUGGCUGACACUGCCCGGGAAAGGGUAUUCACAGUUAAUGAUGUGGAACAUGGAGGCUGCAAAUAUGGCAUCAUCAACCUUAGUGGUUUAGGAACCCAGGCUCUCACUGUGGAGAUGUAUGACAACCUCUACUUUACCAAUCGCAAGGUAAAUUCUGUAUGCUGGGCCUCUCUGACUCAUCCAGAUUCUCAUGUUUUACUCUGUCUCAUGGGCAUUGCAGAGACUCCAGGCUGUGCCAGUUUGCUUCCUGCCUCCUUAUUCAGCAACACCAGGCCAGUAGGAGACCAGCCUGGCAUGCUAUGCAGCUUUAAGAUCUCCACUGCCUGGUCUUGCGCAUGGUGCCUGAACUCCCAGGCUAAUAAUUGCUUCAGUACAGGCUUGUCCAGGAAAGUUCUUGUAACCAAUGCAGUGACUGGCCAUCGGCAGACAUUUGGAACUAACAGUGAUGUAUUGGCACAACAAUUUGCCACCCAGGCCCCUGUGCUGUUCAAUGGCUGCCGCUCUGGAGAGGUCUUUGCUAUUGAUUUGCGUCACCGAAGUCGUAAAGGCCAGGGCUGGAAAGCUACUCGCUUCUUCCAUGACUCGGCUGUGACUUCUGUUAAAGUCCUACAAGAUGAGCAGCACCUGAUGGUAUCAGAUAUGACUGGGAAGAUCAAGCUAUGGGACCUGAGAGCAAAUAAAUGUGUGAAGCAAUAUGAGGGUCACAAUAAUGACUAUGCCUACCUGCCCCUGCAUAUACAUGAAGAAGAAGGACUUCUAAUAGCAGUGGGUCAGGACUGCUAUACAAGGAUAUGGAGCCUUAGUGAUACCCAUCUGCUCAGAACCAUCCCUUCCCCAUACCCAUCCUCCAAUCAAGACAUCCCCAGUGUGGUUUUCUCUUCCCAUCUUGGGGGCCCCCGUGGAGUGCCAGGCUUGCUCUUGGCUGUUCGACAGGAUCUCUACUGUUUUUCCUACAACUGAAUUUGCUCUAGACUAAAUAAAAAAGCACAGUAGAUGCUAUGCUAAUGAAAUAGAGCUCUGACCAAGUAGAUUAAACACAAACUCAUUUUAGUAGAUGAUCUGAUAGUAUUACUAAUAUUCCAUCCCUGCUAGGAUGUUUUCACUGGGUGCUUAUUUUUUCUUAGCUUCUUGGGUCCAGGUUAUAAGUGUAUUAUGUGGGAAAGCUACAGAUGUAUUAUUUAAUUCCUCUGUGGGCUCAAGGAGUGUGCAAAUCCUUUUCAUAAAAGGUGCCCAUUUCCCUUCCCUUGGAAGAUCUCAUUCUGUUUUAAAAAGACUUUCCAAGCACUGAGAGAUUGGUAAGAGUUGGAUUUUUCCUUCUCCUGGACCAGAAAAUUUUCUUUGAACCGAAUGAAUGUUAGAAGUUAAUCUGUGCCACCAUCCCAAGGAUAUGUAUACUUGCCUUCUAAAGACAACCACUACAAUAUUUCUACAGAAGGUUUAAGUAAACAAGACUUGAAGAGAGCCAAAAAUAGUCCUCUUAUAGUCUCUAAAGAAUAGGAUAUAGCAUCUUGGGAUAGGUAAUAGUUUAACCUUCUUGAUUUUUCAGCAUAUAAGUCUGGAAUAUUCCACUAUCCUUUCAUGAGCAUUGGAAAGAAAAAAAAGUUUAAUUGUGACUGGCUUUAAAGUUUUCUUCCUUUGUUAACUGCGCAAUAAGUAUAACAACAUGUAGCUAUUUACAGUGGUUAAAAUAGACGGAAGUAUUUUUAAGUCAGCAAGUUUUGUAAAUGUUUUGCUAGAUGAAUCUACUGAAAAAUAAAAAUAUCUUUGCCAUUA
This is a messenger RNA of Gracilinanus agilis (Agile Gracile Mouse Opossum), 2610 nucleotides long. It is a transcript of the gene DCAF4, whose product is annotated as DDB1 and CUL4 associated factor 4. Gene Ontology annotation, cellular component: Cul4-RING E3 ubiquitin ligase complex. Gene Ontology annotation, molecular function: protein binding. Bases 298 to 1797 code for a protein of 499 amino acids. The record is from RefSeq and is a predicted model, not a curated record. The transcript has 14 exons. NCBI's taxonomy places the organism in Eukaryota, Metazoa, Chordata, Mammalia, Didelphimorphia, Didelphidae.